GUUGAAUCAGACUUGGAUGCACAUCUCUGUCUUUCGUGUUCCACACUUCACAAAAAUUAUCUGAUCAACACCAGGAGGCUUGUUUAGCAACAAGACAUUGUCAUUCUAGUUAUUAGUCUCCACAUUCUCCCAACAUGAAUGAAUCUUUGAUGCAUUUCCAGUUCUCCUGCAAUACAAGUCCAAGCUCAGCACCUGACCUUUACAUCAGUGUCACCAAACGGGAGCCCUACCACGUUGCCAUCCCCAUGACAGCCUUCUAUGGCAUUCUAUUUGUCUUUGGGGUCCUAUCCAAUGGUGUUAGCAUGCUUACACUCCUCAAGGAUGCCCGCAUGAAGGCCAGCGCCAUACAGCUCUACCUGCUUAGUCUGGUUCUAUCUGACAUCCUCCAGCUACUGACAAUUCCCAUCACUGUAUACCGUUACUAUUGGGAAAGCUACCCAUGGAGACUUGGAGAACCCUUGUGCAAAGCGUACUUCAUGGUGCGCCAGAUGUACUGUGCCACAACCAGCUGGGUGAUCCUUGCAUUUACUAUCGAGCGCUAUGUGGCCAUCUGUCACACCAUGUGGUCUCUUGCCGGCCUCAGGAAGUCACGACUCCCCUGUCUUCUAGGCUGGAUCUGGCUACUGGCAUUGGGUACUUCAGUGCCAUUUGCCCUCGUCUACAGGCAUGCCCGAGCCUGCAUCCUGGAUUAUGGGGCAACGUCACCUGACACAGCCUUUGUGGUGUCCACCAUGUGUGAGAUGACCGAGGAGGAACCUUCCCCCCUUUACAAGGGAGCACUGCUUCUGAGGGGCAUCCUCUGCUUCUUGGUCCCACUUGUGUGCAUCUUUGCCCUCUACAUACUCAUCAUUACCCACUUCCACUACAACAGCCGCCAGCGCAUGGCCAUGGGCAUCACUAGGGCUGUAAGUGAAGGAGGAAAUCCACAGUGCCACCAGAAUGGGAAGCUGCUGAUUCAGGAGAAACGGGCUUUGCGGCUUAUGGGGGCUGUGGUGGUGACUUUCUUUGUGUGCAACUUCCCUGACAUUGCAUCCUCACUCAUGCAAGUUUAUGUGGACUCGUGGUCAGGGACUGUGUUAACGGUGUAUACGGUGCUCAAGUCCUACCUGUCGCUGCCUCUCUGGUACGUGAACAGUGCACUGGACCCCAUCCUCUUCUGCAUCUCCUCUAAAAUGUUCCGCAAAGCAUGUUGGGAAACUGUGGAGCCUCUCAGACCCCGAUGUCUGCGUGCAUGCAAACACAGAAACCCAAUGCCAGUGACAAACAUGGUCAGCCAGAAUUCCACAGGAGCAGCUAGCACGUCAGCCUGAAGACUCUAAAUGUGCGCUCCAGUUCAGAAAUCUCAGUAUUAAUGUAAAUGAGAAAGAAUUGUACAUUGUACACUGUACACAUUGUUCUAGCUGCUACUGAUGAAAAUGUUUUGUAGGUUUUAUUGGGUAUACAUUGGUUUUAUGUUGUGUGUAGCAGCAUGAUUUUUUUUUUUUUUAUCUGUUCUCUAAACAAUACUCUUAGGCACAAUUGUACUGAUUACUGCAAUGGUCAUUAAAGUAAUAAACAAAGGAUUCCUCAGGGGUUCUUGUAUUGCUAACAGCACAGAAAUGGAAACUAUUUGCUAUCUUCUACAUAGAACCAUUGAGAAUUUCUCUAAAGGGAUUAAAAGAUGAGAGAAUCUUGCUUGUUAUCAAUAGGCAUAAGUGUCUCUUGUAUAAUUUGUGAUUGCUGUUGUUUCUGUUGUUAAAAUUGAAAGAUUACUUCAGCCUGUCUUACAGUUAAAUGUGAAAAUGUGAAGUGUUAUUAAUGAUGAUAUAUUAAUAACGAUUAACAAUGAUCUGUGAUUAUAUUGUGGAUCUUUGGACCUUGCUUUGCUAGAAUGUUACACUGAACAAUUCAGCAUUGGACCCGCACUACCUCUUAACCAGAGACAUAAAAUGUUAUAUUACAAAUGUUAUUUGUUUAAUCCUAGCACUGCGAGAAAAAGAAGAAGCAUGUAGUAAUUUGGAAUUGCAAUCAUUUUAUUAGUUUGCAUGGGCUAAUUCCUCCCAACAAUAAAUUUCUAUUUAUUUAUUUAUUUAUUUUUAGUGUUUUAACUGUUCACUGUGCUUUUUUGUGUGCAGUAUUGUUUGCCUUAAAUGAAACCACCUUUUGUAUUA
Messenger RNA from Pangasianodon hypophthalmus (striped catfish), 2150 nucleotides. Its product is annotated as pyrokinin-1 receptor-like. Gene Ontology annotation, cellular component: plasma membrane. Gene Ontology annotation, biological process: G protein-coupled receptor signaling pathway. The record is from RefSeq and is a predicted model, not a curated record. Bases 135 to 1310 code for a protein of 391 amino acids. The transcript is spliced from 3 exons. Gene Ontology annotation, molecular function: G protein-coupled receptor activity. NCBI's taxonomy places the organism in Eukaryota, Metazoa, Chordata, Actinopteri, Siluriformes, Pangasiidae.